GAGAGACCAUCUGAGCUCCCCGCAGCAGCCAAUAGGAGAGCGCGGCCAGCAGAGGGCGCAGUGUCUGGGUGCCAGAUUCCAAGAUGGCGGAUCGUCUGACACAACUACAGGACGCCUUGAACUCACUGGCAGACCAGUUUUGCAAUGCCAUUGGUGUUCUCCAGCAGUGUGCGCCGCCCGCAUCGUUUGCCAACCUCCAAACUACUAUCAACAAAGACCAGCCCACUAAUCCCACAGAAGAAUAUGCUCAGCUCUUUGCAGCGCUCAUUGCGAGAACAGCAAAGGACAUCGAUGUACUGAUCGACUCGCUGCCCAGUGAGGAAUCCACUGCAGCUCUCCAGGCUGCCAGUUUGUUUCAGCUGGAGGAAGAGAAUCACGCUGCUGCAGCUCGGCUGGAGGAGGUGGUAUAUAGAGGGGACCUGUUACUGGAGAAGAUACAGACGGCAUUGGCAGAUAUUGCUCAGUCCCAGCUAAAGACACGUAGUGGAGCUCACAGCCAGCCUGUACCAGAGUCCUAACAGCAGGUGGCAGCAUUCCUCCACCAGAACGCACUAUAAACAUGUUCAAUAUGUACAGUGAUGGUGAACGUCAUGGACCAGAACCCAGCGUCCUGCUCUCUGUAACCAGAACCUCACUCACUGGAUUCCAUGGGCUUUAUUUUUAAUUACCUUUUCGGGAACUCAGUACACAAACUGAAUGAAUUUGGAGAAGAAAAAAAUAUCUCUAAACUGCUUAAACGAAGGACGACAAACUGCGCCUGUGCAGAUCGAUUUGUGUUCAUAUAGUUUUGUAACAUUUCAUUUGUAAUAUCCUGUUAUUUCACUUGUUUUGGUCACAAUACAAAUUGUAAUUAUGAUAUUUAAUGGGGAUUUCCAUCAACAUUAGAAAGUUUGCUUUUUCCCAAAAUAUUGUAUAUGAUUCUUUUGCUUUCCUCUUUAAGGAUUUCUCUUUUGUGGACAACGUGCACUCCGUUCCAAAUGCUUGAAGGAAUCCUUAAUCUGAAAAUAUUCAAAUUGAUCAAAUUCCAUGUUCCUAGGUAGGAAAAAAAGAAACAUUUUUUUUUGACACAAUUUUUCUCUUGUUGCAAUCACAUCUCAAAAAUAGAAACUGUUACCGUGUUUCAAAAAUUGGCGUUGAUGAAAGUGAUUUAUUUUAAACCCCUGUAAAAUUGAAAGAUUUUCCAAUAUGUCGCCACCAUUUCCUCUUAUUCUCUGCGUAAUGAGGGCAAGUAGAAACAAAGCUCCCAUAGAGCGGCUGUGCUCGGUAACCGCUCACAUCACUCGCUCAUCCUUACUUGUUCAUUGAUCGUAUUGAGGGAAUUGUGGAAUAUUUAACAUUUGCUUUGGGAUACACUCUAAAAGCUAAAACUAAUAAAUAAAGGAUUUAUUCGCUAAACCCCAAAUGGUAGUUGAUCAUCACAUUUCAAACUUUAGGCAGAAAGUUCCUAAAUCUGAUCUAGUACCAUUUUUUUUAUUUAUCCAGCCUGUAUGGCAAUUUCUGUGAGAAGUGAAUAACCCCAGAAUUAGCAGCAGUGGAUGUUCGUACCUCCUAUAGGAGCCUGUUUAAGGGAGACAAUAAAAGAGCUGGUAGAAUGGGCACUGAAGUCAGUGAUUUGACUCUUGAUGUAGAGGGGUAUAAGGAAACGCAGGCACUAGGAGUGUUUACAUUCUAAUACUUUUAUAGAAGAUUCACUCUUGAACCGGAGUAGACAGAAUGGCUAGUUUAAAAUAUGAAGUGUCUGUAUGACAAUGUCCCCUGCCUUUGCAGCAUCGCUUCCAUCAUAAUUACUUCUCAUUAGCUGAUGAUUACUGCUGUCUGUCCCUUACCUCGAUAUGUAAUGUCAUGGACUACAAUACCAUCCUCUUGUCCAGACAUUCCUGGCUGAGAAUGAUCGACAUGUACCCUGUAAUUCUGUUGGUGCAGUGAGUUCAGUAUAUGAGGAGGUGGAUGGUCUGUAAAUUUACACUGCGCCAUCGUCCCACAAACAAUUUGUCAGACUAUCCACCUUCUCUUUUUACAUAAAAGAAAAUGUAGACUGUCUCAGGAGGAAGUGAUGUACAGUUCUACCAAUUAAAGAUUCAUAAAAUUACAAGGAAA
Messenger RNA from Pelobates fuscus (common spadefoot toad), 2097 nucleotides. RefSeq names its product mediator complex subunit 21 (gene MED21). NCBI's taxonomy places the organism in Eukaryota, Metazoa, Chordata, Amphibia, Anura, Pelobatidae. The record is from RefSeq and is a predicted model, not a curated record. Gene Ontology annotation, biological process: regulation of transcription by RNA polymerase II. Gene Ontology annotation, molecular function: transcription coregulator activity. The transcript is spliced from 4 exons. Gene Ontology annotation, cellular component: mediator complex. Bases 84 to 518 code for a protein of 144 amino acids.